Molecule: messenger RNA, 1067 nt
Organism: Ceratotherium simum simum (southern white rhinoceros)
Lineage: Eukaryota; Metazoa; Chordata; Mammalia; Perissodactyla; Rhinocerotidae
Source: RefSeq, a predicted model, not a curated record
UGCUGCUGUCAGCUGGCCACCGCCAGACUUGGGGACCUCCGGCCGCGUUCCUGACCUGCCGCCUGACCAGCCGGGACCAUGGGGUGCUGCCCAGGGGACUGCUUCGGCUGCUGCCCUCAAGAACAAGACUGCUGUGAAGUGUGCUGCUGCCAGCCGGCCUGCUGUGGCUGCUGCGGGUCCUGCUGCGGGUCCUGCUGUGGCUGCGGCUCUGGCUGUGGAGGCUGCGGGAGCGGCUGCUGCGGGUCUGGCUGCUGCGGAUCUGGCUGCGGGACCUGCUGCGGCUCUGGCUGCUGUGGCCCCUCGGGGUGCUGCGGCCCUGUUUGCUGCCAGCCCACGCCUGUCUGCGACACGAAGUGAAGACCUUGCUCCCCUCCACUGAGGCAGUCUGGACGAAACCUCCAUCUGCUUCAGGUGGAGACCCCUUGUCUCCAGGACCUUCCAGGCCCCCAAGACAGUGUCCUGCCUUGGGCGUUAUUUGUAGAGGAGGGCUUGUUCUCCAGUGCCUGCCCUGGUGUUCAAGGCACUAAGAACAAGAGCCAUGCUGGUGAGGACUAAAACUGGGUCUCACCCAAAGUGAUCCCUGAAGCUCAAAGGGUGAACCCCCAUGACUUAAUUUUCAUGAACUUAAAUGUCUUGUCACUAUAAGGCAUCCUCUUACUCAAGGUUUCUUUGGGACUGAGGCCUCCUCCCAGCUUUCUGCUGCUUCUGAGAUACAAAAAUUCUUCUCUGUUAACUUCCCAAUAAAUUCAAGCAUGCUGCAUAACCAAAUUAGUUCUCCAGCCUCUUCCUUCAGCUCCCUCUUAGACACCGAGCCGGGAAAAUGUACUCUGGCACCUACAAUAGGGUUUUUGAAUGUGGUUUGUGGAUCACCUGCAUCAGAAUCACCUGGGGGCUAGGUAAAGUGGAGAUUCGGGAGCCCUCCCUGAGACAUGCAGAAUCAGAAUCCACAGGGUGUGGCCUGGCAAUCUGUAUUUUUAACAAGAACCCCAGAUAAUUCUUAUGCACUGAAGUUUGGGAACCAUAGAAGCAGACUAAAGCUUCCACGUGCUGCAUGAGAUUCACUCGGG